AUGGACGAUCCAGGCUGGUCAUGGCCGGCCUGGAAAUUCGGCAUGAAGAGGGAUGACCUCUUUACCAAACUACACGAUCAGUACAACACCUUCACCUUCAACCUACAAGACCCCGAAGCUUUUCACCACGACGUCUACGAAAUCUCCCGCGAUGCUGAUACCACCGACGAGUUCCAUCGCUUGAUGGCCGACCGGCAGCGCCAGCGGAUUCGUGAGCUACAUGAAUCUCUCGAGUCCCUUGCUGUCGAGAUCAUCGCCAACCCCAAGCUGAUGGACUCUGAGCACUGGCAGUACGCACUCCAGCUCUUCCGGACCAAGUCGUUUGACUCCAUCGUCCGUUACUUUGCAAGUUACCUCCCCGACAACUACCUCGACCGUCAUGAUCAUCAAGAUCAUGACACUAUUUCUAUCGCAUCCUCAUCCUCCUUCUCCGAAACCAACAGUAUCAAAACCGAGGGCACCACGGCCAGCAGUGUCGAUGAUGCUCUCCCCAGUUUCUUUGAUGGCGAGUCCAUCAUGACAAAGGAACCUCUAUCUAUUCAUACCAAUAUUCGGCCCAUGACUGUUGAGGGCCCCCUCUCGCCUCCUCAUUCUGAGGCAGAGCACUCCGAGUCUUCAGCCUCAUCACCGGCUUGCUGCUCGGAGUCGCACGAAUACUCCUCCAACCCUCCCUCACGCUCCAUGUCGUUUUCUGGGUCAGAGUCAGGGCCAUUCGGCCCUGGCCUGACCCUGACACACGUUCACGACGAUGAUGAGACCUCGCAAUCUGACGAUGGUGACACAGCUGUCACCUCAGACUCGGAUUGCGCAGAGAGCCCGCCGCCGAUGGACAUGUUAGACGAUGGAGAGCAAUCUCACGAUACCCUUGACGAGGAGGAUCUGGAGGAGGACGAAUUUCCUACCGCUCAAUUUCCUGAAGAUGCUAGCGACGCUUUCGAUUUCUGUAACGAUACCCCAGAUUCCGACGACACUCCUACCCCCCGACAGGAGACCAUCGCGUCCUGCUACAUUGAGUACAAGUCCGUUGCGUCGUGGAGGAUUCCCUCUCACCGUCGCUCACCUUCACCCUCACCGAAGUACUCACCCUACCGCCGAGAAGGCUCUGCACUGAAGGACAUCCGCCGGAGUCCUGAGGAAGCACUCAGCAAGAUCCAGAAACCCAUGCUAGAUCCCGUAAAGAGACGGCCUGUGGGUAGAAGAAGGCUGGACUAG
This is a messenger RNA of Fusarium keratoplasticum, 1212 nucleotides long. RefSeq lists its product as uncharacterized. The transcript has a single exon. NCBI's taxonomy places the organism in Eukaryota, Fungi, Ascomycota, Sordariomycetes, Hypocreales, Nectriaceae. Bases 1 to 1212 code for a protein of 403 amino acids. The record is from RefSeq and is a predicted model, not a curated record.